This is a messenger RNA of Macrosiphum euphorbiae (potato aphid), 744 nucleotides long. Lineage: Eukaryota; Metazoa; Arthropoda; Insecta; Hemiptera; Aphididae. The record is from the annotation of a GenBank genome assembly.
AUGUUCAACGGUGGCACACGCAAACGGGCCGUGUCCAGGCCAUCGCCGCCGUCACUCAUGCAGCAACAGCACCAACAGCAACAGCCGUCAUCCCAACCGUUGCUGCCACCGCCGUCGCACUCGCGACAGCAGUCGUCGGCUUCGUCGUCGCCGCCUUCGUCGUCUUCGUCGGCCGCAGCCGCCGCGGUAAUCGUGCAAAUGCCUCAGCCCGUGCUCCAGUCGGCGGGUCACCUGCACCACCAUCAGCACCACCAACACCACCAACACCGGUCGCCGGAACUGCAGCAAAAGAAAUCGGUGCCGGUUCCGCCGGUACAGGUGCCGUCCAUGCCGCUACACCAGGCCAUGGUCGAUUACGUGUGGCAACAGCGGGCCAACCCGUUCGCCGUGGCCGCGGCCGCUGCAGCUGCGUAUUCUGCGGGCGGCGGCUUGCCCUGUUGGCUGCCCAAACUCGAGCUGGACCCGCAACAUCACAACGCCCUGGUCAACCGGAGCGCCGUCGCGGCCGAUUAUUCUUCCGCGUUCAGACCCGUGUACCCGGUUACCGUGGCCGCGGCUGCUGCUGCCGCCGCCGCAGUCGCCGCCGCUUCGGUCAAGUCGGGUGACGGCGAUGAUGACGACGGCAACGGUGACGAAGCCGGCGGUGGUUGUUGCGUGGACGACAUGGACGACGAUGACGACGACGACGACGACGACGAAGAUGAAAUAGACAUCGAAACGUGUGCCGACGAAAGGAACACGUAG